Molecule: messenger RNA, 1402 nt
Organism: Alosa alosa (allis shad)
Lineage: Eukaryota; Metazoa; Chordata; Actinopteri; Clupeiformes; Clupeidae
Product: ATP-dependent 6-phosphofructokinase, platelet type-like
Biological process (GO): fructose 1,6-bisphosphate metabolic process; canonical glycolysis; fructose 6-phosphate metabolic process
Cellular component (GO): cytoplasm; membrane; 6-phosphofructokinase complex
Molecular function (GO): monosaccharide binding; AMP binding; fructose-6-phosphate binding
Source: RefSeq, a predicted model, not a curated record
GAGCUUUGAGAAUAACUUAAACACCUACAAACUGCUGUCUCACCGCAAGACUGACACUGAGGUCCCGCAUGGUCCGUUCACAGUGGCGGUACUGAAUGUGGGUGCCCCAGCAGCGGGCAUGAACGCAGCAGUGCGCUCGGCUGUUAGAGUGGGCAUCACAGAGGGGCACCGCAUGAUGGCCGUCCAGGACGGCUUUGAAGGCUUCGCCAAGGGACAGAUUAAGGAGAUUAAGUGGGGUGAUGUUGGAGGCUGGACCGGCCAAGGAGGAUCACUGCUGGGGACAAAGAGGACCCUGCCUGCAAAGCACAUUGAUAAGAUAGCCGAACAGAUGAGGAUUCACCGCAUCAACGCCCUGCUGGUGAUUGGUGGAUUUGAGGCCUAUCUGGGACUGCAGGAGCUGCUAGCAGCACGGGAUUCAUAUGAUCCGUUUUGCGUUCCCAUGGUGAUGGUGCCGUCUACUGUCUCCAACAACAUCCCCGGCUCCGAUCUCUGCAUCGGUGCUGACACAGCCCUCAAUGCCAUUACAGGCGCGUUUGAGGCGGUCCUGCAGCUGAUGGAGGCUCGCUGGCGCCACCGUGAGUUUUGUGUGCCCCUCUGCAUGCUGCCCGCCACCAUCAGCAACAACGUCCCUGGCACCGACCUGAGCAUCGGGGCCGACACCUCCCUCAACGCCAUCGUGGAGGUAAGGCGCGCUGACUCAGCGCUUUCUCAACUAGCCUUGGGAGUAGUCAACGUGGUGAGUCAGCACUUUCACACACACACAAACACACACACACACACACACACACACAGUGUACGUGUUGGAGAUCCUCUCUGUCGUGGCUCUCUACAGAUCAACGUGGAGCAUCUGAGGGAGAAGAUGAAGACCAGCAUCCAGAGAGGACUAGUCCUCAGGAAUGAGAACUACAAUGACAGAAAUGAGAGCUGCAAUGAGAACUACACCACCGAUUUCAUCUACCAGCUUUACUCAGAGGAGGGAAAAGGAGUGUUUGACUGCAGGAAGAAUGUCCUGGGACACAUGCAACAGGGUGGUGCUCCCUCUCCAUUUGACCGGAACUUUGGGACCAAGAUCGCUGCCAAAGCCAUGCAGUGGAUCUCCCGCCGCCUCAAAGACUUCUACCAGGAGGGCCGGGUGUUUGCCAACACUGAAGACUCCGCCUGCUUGCUGGGUAUGAGGCGCAGGGCUCUAGUGUUCCAACCAGUGACCCAGCUCAAGGAAGAGACCGACUUUGUCCACCGUAUUCCCAAGGAGCAGUGGUGGUUGAAGCUCCGCCCCCUGAUGAAAAUCCUGGCCAAAUACAGGACGAGUUACGACAUCUCCGACUCUGGGCAGCUUGAGCAUGUGACCCGUCCACGCGCACGAGACAUCGAGAUCGCCAUCACCAUCUGAGCAUGGGGUGUG